UCUUCCUCGUCUUCUUCCAUCGGUUCAUCGUCUAGUUAAUUCUUUCGUUUCCUUUCUUUUUUUGUUACUACUCAUCUUACGCGACCUCCUUCAUGAAACAAGUUGGAUUUUCGGAACAUGUUACUGUAUUCCCGGCUCCACCGACUUCAAUCGCAGUUAUUGCAACGACGAAUAAGGAUAUUGAUAAUAAUGUGAUGAGUGACGUGAAGCGCUCGCUCUUGGAUAUGAGUCCAGGUGGUAAGACAGAUGAUGCCGAUGAAGAACCAGAUGAUCAUGUGGAGAGUAAUGAGACGUUUGCCGAAUUUUGUACACGACAAGCUCAAAACGUCGUGCAUUUCCUGGUGGAAGACUGGUUUCUCUCUGCCCUACUUGGAAUAAUCACUGCAGUUUUAUCAGUCGGAAUGGAUGUAGCCAUUGAAGUAUUGCAGCAUGCACACGUCACGUUCUACGAUAAAAUGCUCGCCAUCUCAUCGUAUUUGGCGUUUUCGCAAUGGGUAGCGCACAUUGUUAUUCUCACCAUGUUCGCCGCUAUUUUCUGUCAGAUUGUAUCAAAACAGGCAGUUGGCUCCGGAAUCCCUGAAGUCAAAGUAAUAAUGCAUGGUUUCAAAAUGGAGAACUACUUGACAACACGUACCCUAGUUGCAAAAAUGGUGGGACUAACACUGGCAAUGGGUGGAGGACUACCAAUUGGAAAAGAGGGACCAUUCGUACAUAUGGGAGCAAUUGUGGCCACGUUGCUCUCGAAAAUCACAUCAGCUUGUCAAUACUCUGCGUUUUUUAGUAAUGAAGGUCGUGAAAUGGAGAUGUUAUCCAGCGGAUGUGCUGUGGGAAUUGCUUGCACCUUUUCAGCGCCGAUUGGAGCUGUGUUAUAUGCAAUUGAGUCAACAUCCAAAUACUUUGCCGUCAAGAACUAUUGGAGGGGUUUUCUUGCGGCAACGUGCUCAGCAAUCGUGUUCCGUUGUGCAAACUUUUUUGUGACAGCUGAGCAAUCUGGAACUAUCACUGCAUUUUAUCAGACAAGAUUCCCAACUGAUUGCUUUCUAGUCGAAGAGCUGCCAAUUUUCUUGCUCUUAGGAUUUAUCAGCGGUCUUAUGGGAUCUUUCUUCAUUUUUAUUCACCGUCAGAUUUCGAUAUUUCGAUCGAAAAAUAGGGUCUACAAGUUGAUCUUUAGAAAUAACUUCCUCGCCUUCACUGUGUUCAUGGCAUUUGUCGUGGGAGUGCUCACAUUCCCAAAUGGUCUUGGAAGAUAUUUUGCCGGACGAUUAACCUUCCGCGAGACCAUGGCCGACUUUUUCAACAACUGCACGUGGGUUUCAAAUGACUCGAGACGGUGCCCAGACACGAUUUUAACCCACUGGACUGGUGGCAGUGAGGGCGAUGUUUCCAUUUUCACUAGCCUGGUGCUAUACUAUAUUUUAUAUUUUGUUCUUGUGGCGAUCUGCAUCUCCAUCAACGUGCCAGCAGGAGUAUUUGUUCCAUCUUUUAUCAUUGGUGCUGCAGGAGGAAGAUUGAUGGGUGAAACCAUGGUGGUCCUCUUCCCGGAAGGUAUGCGUGGCCCUGGUGGUCCACCAAUUCACCCUGGUCUCUACGCAGUUGUUGGCGCAGCCGCGUACACUGGAGCUGUCACUCAUACUCUUUCGGUUUCCGUCAUCAUUUGCGAACUCACCGGACAACUUUCACCGAUUCUUCCUGUUUUGAUUGCCAUGCUCAUGGGAAAUGCGGUUUGCAAGUUCUUGCAGCCUUCAAUUUAUGAAUCGAUUAUCCGCGUCAAAAAGUAUCCAUACCUACCAGACCUACCGCCGUCCAGAGUUUCCGUGCAUACUGUCAAAGUAGAACAGUUGAUGGUUACUGAUGUGAUAUAUAUCACUAAAGAUAUGACUUACCGGGAAAUGAAAGAAAUUCUACAACUCGCACCUCAUCUCAGAAGUUUCCCCAUUGUUACUGAUCAUGAAAACAAAAUUCUACUCGGAUCAGUGGCGAAGAGGUAUCUGACAAUGCUACUUCGCCGUCAUGUUCUGGUAAACCAGCAGGACAGUCGAAAUAUUGGAAGAAUGACUCCUUCAGAGAUUUUCAAUACUAUUAGGAGAACAAGCAUGCGACUGUCCCGCCGUUCUCCAUCCCGUCGUUCCAACAGCUCUCAAACACGGGAAAACUCGGUUCCAGAAACCGCUCGCAGUGAUGCUCCAUCCGAUCAAGUAGAAUUUGUAUCGGAAAGAACAAUCUCCGGAAACACUCUUCUCUCAAUAUCUCCUCUCCAUUGCCCGAAUAACAUCCCACUACAGGCAGUUUUCACGCGACCUUCAUCAGCAGAUCUUUCUAAAACAGAAACGAAUGCCGAUAUUCUACUAAAUCGAAACAUUGAUCUAGAUGAAAUUGCAAUUGACGCUGCACCAUUCCAACUGGUUUUAGGAUCUUCUUUAUACAAAGUGCACACUUUAUUUUCACUCCUCGGUCUGUCACACGCUUAUGUGACAGAUUGCGGAAAGCUGGUGGGGGUCGUUGGAUUGAAAGAGCUCCGCGACGCGAUGGCCAAUAUCUACGUACGAGGAGCCGUAGCACCAGUGAAACCAGACCGAAAACUAACGUCUGGAACAUUCCUAGACAUGUCCCAUAUGAACAAAGACAAACUACUCAAUACACCUCAAACACCUCCAGCCAAUGGUCUAUCGAUAAAUAUGGAAUCUCCAAAGUUUGGAAAUUCUCUGACUGUACCGCCAAUGGCAUUGUAAAUAUUCGGGUUUAAAUUUCACAUUGAAACAAGAAAUUCAAUUUUUCUCAACUACGCACUUUUGUUUUCCUUUUGGUUUCUACAAACCUAUUUAUCAAAGUUGUCAUUUCUCAUUUCAAGAUCUCAUUUUAUAACUUUCUAGUCAACCAACCGAAACAAUUAGGGUUAGAAGCACUUCCAAUCUACAGGUUAUAAUGUUUUCCCCCAGUACCUUAUUUUCUAGCUCUCGGUGUUUAAAUUUUUAUUUUCUUUUUAAGAAAAAAAGCGAUAGGCUUUUCUUUUGGUUACUUGUAUUUUAUUAUUGGAAACUCUUUGCGAAUUCCAAAAUAUAGAACGUUUGCAAAAAUAAAUUUUUAUUAAUUAUUAA
Molecule: messenger RNA, 3095 nt
Organism: Caenorhabditis elegans
Lineage: Eukaryota; Metazoa; Nematoda; Chromadorea; Rhabditida; Rhabditidae
Gene: clh-2
Product: Chloride channel protein
Exons: 16
Coding region: 93-2729 (878 amino acids)
Biological process (GO): chloride transport; chloride transmembrane transport; transmembrane transport
Cellular component (GO): membrane
Molecular function (GO): chloride transmembrane transporter activity; chloride channel activity
Source: RefSeq, marked reviewed